AUGGCGGGCGGGGGCGGGGGUGCCCGCUAUAUACGGCCCCACCACCCCCGCCCCUGCCUGCCUCCUGCAGCAGGGGAGGCUGCGAGCUGCCGCUGCCACCGCGCCCGGCCCCGGCAGCCGCGCCGUCGGGGGCUUCAGGCAGCGAGUGGGUCAGCGACCCGUGCUGAGCAGGGGCUGGUCGGAACUGCUACCCGGUGCCGUGUAGCAGAGACCCGCAUCCCGGAGGAUAACCGCAGAGAUGAACGGGUUUGCACUCCUUCAGUUGUUGGGGUGUGUGGGUUUGCUAGUUCCACACACGACCCUGCGUACCUCAGGUGGCCCCUGAGCCCGCGGCUGCAGCCGUGGCCGGGCCCGGCGGCCUCCCCCCGCAGGCGCUUCGACACGGAGCUUCGAGCACGAAGGCCGGAAAAAAAACACUACCGCCUGCCCGGAGCCGCAGCCUUCACCGCCUCCGUGCUCAGCCCCUUCGCAGCAGAGAAGCUUCUGCCCCGAAGACCUCCCCUCCCGCCCUGCGCCUGCGCCGUCCGCGUCGCCAUUACCCGCCCCGCCUCUCUUUCUCAGGCGGCGUUGGCGUGGAUCCGGCGAAGCGUCGAAGGACGGAUCGGUGAAGGACAGAGCGGGGGAGAGGAAAAGGAGGGAGACACGGAGGUGGCUGGGGCAGCUGCCCCGGCUGCGGGGGUGGUGCGGGAGGCGGGGGGCUGCGUGGUGGGUGCGCCCGCGGCGCGGCCCUUGAGGGCGCAGGAGGCUCCUGUGAUGCUACAGUUUAGCUCAGGAAAAGUGGUAGCAGGCAGUGAGGUGAAGUUGGCUGACCAGAUGGUCACCAGCCCAAACUGUCUGGGUUCAGGGGUAGGAUGUAAGCCAAAGAAAAAGUUGGUGGUCAAACAGAGUCCUCAGCUGGCACCAAACAGAAAUCCUGAGCAGCCCUUAUCUUCCUGCCUGCAACCUCCACAGCACUCCAGCGUUUCCUGUAAGGAAUUUGCUCCUCUUGUGCCCAUGCAGAAGGAGCAAAGUGAGAGUAGCCAGAGACUCCCAAGUAAAAAAAAAACGUUCAGGAGGGCUGCCAGAAGAAGGAAGGGUUUAUCUCUGCCACUUGCAGACACUGCUGUAUGUGAAGAUUGGCAGGUAGCAGCCACGGCUGUAGCAGCAUCCUGGCAAGAGACUGUAAGGACAGGGAUGGGACAAGGUCAAGAGCUGAUUUUCUCAGGCACUACUUUGCAAGAUAAAUUCAUUGUAGGGAUUGAGAGAAAAGAACAUAGCUCAGAAGGACUGAACCUCUCAGGUUUUCGGGAGAGUCCAGGGAGCUCAGGAGAAAAAGGCAAAUACUCUCCUAUGGAAAUAAAACUACAAAUCCCAUCCUCAGAGGAGGAAAUUGAGGGCACAGAGAAAUACAGGAUUUGCUUUUUGCCAGAACCAGAAGUGCUGCAACCCAGUAAGGGUACAUGCAGCACUGAAAUGCAGAGCUUUGACUCGUUAAUGAUACUGGAGAUGCAAAUCCCAGAUCUUAAGAACAGUCUGGAGAGUUCUCAAGAAUCCUUGUCUGAGCCAAAACCUGAGAAGGAAGUAGGUACCUUGGAGAUACUGGUGGAUGAGUGUUCUUUAAUUGGAUCAAACAAGCCAGGGACACCGGAGAAAGGAAAGAGAUGCUUGAGAAAGAAAGGCAGGACAUCUUUCAGAAAACGGAAAUGUCAGUCUCCCAUAGAGAGGAGUAGAUCUGCCUUGCUAGAUCUGCAUACACAGUGUCCAGAGUCUGAAAAAGGAUCUGUGAGACUGAGGAAGAGGAACAGAAACACAGUGGUGUCACAGCAGCUGCAGGGUGUAGCUGCCCUAGAACAGCCAGCAGCCAGAGGAGAGAUGGAAGAGAGCUGCAUGGAAGAAGAGCAGCUGAGUGCAGACUCUCAGAAAGGAGCGGACAGCAUUGGGGAAAGUGAUGAAAAACAGAAUACAACUGAGCAAGACUUUGGGACACGGGCUGUGAAGAAGCUUAAGACAAAUUAUAAUAGUUCAGAAGAUCCCAAGGAAAAGGAGCCUCACUACUCUAGAUCUCCUCUGGUUUCUAAAUCAGGUGGUACUAAAAGCAGGAGCUUUCUGGGCCAUUCUGUAACAAAAGAAUCUGGUGUGCAUUAUAAAAACUGGAAACCCAGAACAGACCAAAUGAGUUGCUUGGAAAGUUUUAGCGUGACCACAGCUGAAGAAAUGACAGAUAUAUCAUCUGCACUAUCGGAUGCUGAACAUGGCAGAAACACCCUAGACCAUUGUAAUGGCUUGCUCUGUGCAGCAGGAAAGAAUCCAUUUGUGAGAUUAGAGGCCUGUAGUCACAUCAAUAAGUUAGUAGAGUCUUCAGCUAGUGGAGCUACCAGCAGUUACAAAUUAAGUGGGCUCAUCCAUAUAGCCCAUGAUAAAAGCAUGCCUGUUUUACCUGAUGGUGCUGUAGAACAGAGUGAUAGGAAUUGUAGCACUAGCAGAAUGCAAAAUGAGGCAUCACCCAUAAAAGGUGGUGUAUUGGUUACUAAUGAAAAAACUCAAGAAGGGUGUUUUUCAUGCUGCCAGACUGAAAAUAGCAAGUGCGUAAGGGGGGAAAGGUGGAAUAAUGGUAGAAAGCCUAGAAAAAAGAAGAAAAUCACUGAGAAAUCACCAGUUCAGAAUAUUUCCACAGACAUGGCUAAUGAAUGUUGUGGGUGUGAGUUACAAACAGAAACUGCAGCUGCCAUGUCAAGCUCCUGUGCAGUUUUAGGACUAAAUCAUAAAGAAAUCACUUCGGCAGCUUCAUGUGAUCGUACAUCAGGUCUUCAUGUGGGAAAAACCACUCCUGAAUCACAAAAUCCAUCAGCGUGGAGGAAGAACAGUACCAAAUUAAUUGCAUUUGAAGAUGGCUUUGAGAAGACAGCUGAGCUCUCGGUUAUAGCAAAAGGGGAAAAUGCACAUUGUUCUGCUGCCUCUGGUAGCCUGAGAGAGCCAGCUGAGGUCCAUGGUGUUUCUAAUUGCUACAAAAGCAAGAUAGAAAGAAAAUUGAAGAAAGCUAGUAAGAAUUUGCAUCAGUUUACCUGUCAAAGAACAGUACCUAUGACUGGUAAAAAUGUUUGGCCUUUGGAAUCUUGUGCCAGGACUUCUGAGUGGAUUCCUAAAAAUCAUGGGUCCAUCUCAGAAGCAAAAAGACUUCUAAAGGCUGCCCUUGAGGAAUCUUCUGAUAAAAGCAAUGUUAAAGCUGUAGGAAACAGUACUGUGACUGAGAAUUUGGUACAGUUGGAUUUGCAAAUGUCAUUGGCAGAAAUUAACAAAGAAUCUACACAUAAAAUAACGGAUCCAAAUACUGAAUGCCUUACUUCAGUUAAAACAACAGAAUCCUCUCCCAUGGGUAUUUAUGAGAAUUUGAGAAUGAGCAAUGAAAUUGUGGAAUCACGAGUCAGUAAGGACAGAGGUGUCAUGGCUUUUACCCAUGAGGAUGUUCAAGAAGAUAAAACAACCUUGACUUUUACAACAAAACAAAAAGAUAAAAAUAAAGGAGCUGUGACAAAAAGAAAUCUCUCUCUGACAGUCCUGAAUGGUAAAUCUACAGAUAACAAAACCAAACUAAACUUAAGCCAGAAACCAGAAGAAGUCAAUCAGGUAGUUUUGGAUUUAAAGCCAAAGAAAGUAGUAAAUACUGGAAACCUGACAAAAUUCAAAAUUCCUUUAUGCAGAAACAAGCCUGAAUCCAGGAAAUUGGAAUCUGUCCAUUCAUUUCAAAGAAAAAACUGUGGUCCAUUAGAGCUUCUUGACAGCAGUGGUGUUUCAGGGAGCCAGAAAGCAGGUGAAGAGACUGCGGUAAAUGCUGCAAAACAGCCUCUUCCUGUCAUGAAUGAUGCUACAUCUACAGCUUCCAUGAAGAAAAAGGUAGAUGAGGUAAACAGUAAGGACUUUGAGCAUGAUGGCUCUGAAAACCUCAAUGAGUUGUCUGUGCUCCCUGAAAAUUUUUCUUUAUAUCCACAUCCUUUUUUUGGUGGACAGAUGGAGUCACCUGUGCCUGCUGUCCCAGGUACUGAAUGUGUACUAGAAUCUAAUUUUCCUGAUCAUUCUUGGAAUGGAGUUGACUGUCCCGUUGCAGUAGAAAUAAAUGGUGAUAGCAAAUCAAGAGAUAAUCUUUCACAACACAAAAGUCACAGUUUUCCAGAUAUUCUUGAAGCUUAUGAAGAAGAUGUGCUUAUCAUUGAUGUGAUUCAGGAUGACCCUGACCUUUUUGGAACUACUAAGGAAGAGGAGCUUGCAAUUGCAGACUGUAGAAACAGUCCUAUGAAGGUGUCCUGUACUAGUGUCUGCAUUAAAGAAGAAAAGGAGGAUCUUAAGCCUGAGUAUCCUGGUAUCUCAAAAAAUAUCAACGCAGUAGAUGAUCAUUUUAGACACAUCACCAUAGAGGAAUCUGGAAUGUUGAAUGAUACUGAAAAUUCCUGUGAUUGGGUGCUAAAAGCUACAGAUAUUAAGACUCACAACUCCUCCAGGGGAAGCAGCCCUUUGGGAGGUGUUAUUGGGGAGUUUCUUGGAGAUACACAACUGAACGACCUAGAUGAACUUCUGAAGAGUUAUGACAUGGAUGAAAAGUUCAGUUUUGCAGAUGGAGUGCCUGAUGUUGAACAGGAAAAAAAGGGUGGAGCUGAAAAAAGUGACUAUAAAUACAAAGAUCUUGUGAAUUGUGAAUUGCUGUCAGGAUUGCCAUUGCAUGCCCCAAAAGUAAAAGGCCUCAAUGAAGCUACAGUGAUGAAUCCCCAGAAAAAUGAUUACAGGUUUUCAGGACAAAGUCCCUUACUGCCAUUGCAAAACGAUGGAGAUUUUGAGCCAUUGAGGACAGAAAAAAAUGCUGUUGUUUCUCAUUCAGUCCAGCAGAUGCUUGAGAUGAUUGAAUUGCCUCGUAAAUAUUGCAGAUUAUAUUUCAUGACUUUACGUGGGUGUGAAAGAGCAAAAUGUUGGUUUUGGCAUGUUCCUGAACAAGGGGAUGAAAAGAUUUGCAUGGCAAUACUUAGGACAUAUAUUAGUAUCAAAGAAUGUGGCCUUCUAAAACGUGCAGUCGAAAUAUUUAUGAAAUACUACAGAGAAGUUACUCCUGGUGUGAAUUUUGCUUCUCGAGUUCUGAAUGAUCUUCUGAUUUCUUUGAUCAAGAACUGCUUGUUGCAGGAAGUAUUUCAAAUAUUGAAUCUAGCUGUACAAAUCAAUACACUGCCAGCUGUAGAUGUUGUUCUGAAAAUUUUUGAGCAUGUGGCUUCUUGGAAUAGAAGAGACGCUGUGCCUACAUUAAUCACUAUCUUCCAUAAGCUUAUUGAUGCUGGUAUGUUCCUUGAGUUUGAACAUUUUGACUAUAUCAUUAAGUUCCUUCACAAAUUUCAAGUCUCCAGUCAGGAAGUAAAUAUUGUUUUGAACAUGAAAUCCAGGCUUCAGGAAAGACAUUUUGAAAAGAACUGGGUUUUUGACUUCAACUUGGCAGUGGCUGAGAUGCAGCAUUGCAAAGUAAAAGGUGACUGGACAAAGCUCGGAGCUUUGUAUGUUAACACAAGAACUGGAUGUGAACAUUUUGAAGAUCUUCAGAAGUUGUCUUUAUGUAUUGGUGAAAUACUAGCUGGAGAUUCUGAGACAGACAGACCAGAAGUUCCUUUUUGUGAUUUUGCUGAUGCAGUAAUAAAAAAUUCAAAACAUAAUGAGGGAGACAGAAUUUUCAUUGGAAGGACUGGGAUAAGCGUAAUGUGUUCUUACCACAAAGUACUGCAGUGGAUGAAGGGAAGGAAGGUUUUGGAUAAAUUGCGUGAGCUACAGAUUCAUUUUACAGUCUUGAAAGGACUUACAGGUGCAGAGAGUGUAGCUUCAAGAUGUCAAAUUGUUAAUAAAGCUGCAGAAAUUUUUCUUAAAACUGGAAGUUUGGAUGGAGCAACAUGGGUAUUGAGAGAAUCAGAGUGGACCACAAAUUCACCAUUAUGGCCCUGUAGUAACACAGACCUCCUCAAUCGACACAAUCUGUUGUGUACCUUAGUGCACAAAUACUUGAGGAAGAGUUUAUACAGGCAGGCAUUUGAAGUACUGCAGAAUUUACCAGGUUUUCAUAAUCAUUCUGAUACUGUAGGUGUUUCUCAGUACAGCUCCCUUUUCAACAAGCUGAUAAAUGCCUGUUUUGAGAGCAGGAACCUUGGGGUGUCAUCUUCUGCAGUAGACUUCAUGCUUUCCAAAAACAUUGCUAUAGAUUUAUUUUUACUCAGAGGAUUAAUCACAGCUUUGGGAAGAAGUUCUUUGUGGUCUAAAGCUAGGACCUAUUACAAAAGUGCUUUAUCAUUGGGUUGCUACCCACCCCUGCAAGGGAAUUUGUAUCACAAAGUUUUAAUGAUUCCAUCUUACCUGUCAGAAGUUGAGAUGCUGUUGGCCAUUGAAAUAUUUCUUGUUUCAAAUGCCAGUGAUAUUCGAAAUCCAAUGGCUACUAGUCAGACUCUUCAAAUAAUACUGAAAAGAUGUGAAGAUCAGACAGUUCAGAAUAACAGUGACUAUCAAGCAGCGGUGGAGAGACUGAUCCUGGCUGCUCGUUUAUCUGAUCCAAAGCUUUUUCUCAAACAUAUGACAAUGAAUGUUAAUAUGGAAGAAGUUUACAGCUUGGAGCUUACAUCAGCUCUAAAAUGGAUACAGGAGAAUAUGAAGUGGGCAAGGAACGUCUGGCUAUUUCAGCAGUCAUUAAUUAGUAAAGAUUCUUUUAGUUUUUAA
This is a messenger RNA of Calypte anna (Anna's hummingbird), 6705 nucleotides long. RefSeq names its product testis and ovary specific PAZ domain containing 1 (gene TOPAZ1). The record is from RefSeq and is a predicted model, not a curated record. Gene Ontology annotation, molecular function: protein binding. Lineage: Eukaryota; Metazoa; Chordata; Aves; Apodiformes; Trochilidae. The coding region runs from base 1 to 6705 and encodes 2234 amino acids. The transcript is spliced from 24 exons. Gene Ontology annotation, biological process: spermatocyte division; spermatid development.